This is a messenger RNA of Acanthopagrus latus (yellowfin seabream), 2728 nucleotides long. Its product is annotated as kelch-like protein 40a. The record is from RefSeq and is a predicted model, not a curated record. Gene Ontology annotation, molecular function: protein binding. NCBI's taxonomy places the organism in Eukaryota, Metazoa, Chordata, Actinopteri, Spariformes, Sparidae. The transcript has 6 exons. Bases 549 to 2390 code for a protein of 613 amino acids.
UCUUUUUCAGUUUAUUAUGGAACAUGCUAAUCUACUAACAACUACUGUUACCUAUACACAUUAACCGCCCUGUACUGCGACUGAUUUACAUGAAAUAUUGUAAAAGCUUUCAAAAUAAAGAAUCUGCUGUCAUUAUUUAUGAGAUAUUGGAUCAUAGAGGUGAAAAGGGCUUGUGGCAGUGAGUGAAAAUGUCAAAGUAAAAGAGCCAUUCAGGCAGCCUGGUGAGCUGUUCUGCUGGAUUUAACAUGCUGUCACCCCUCGAGCUUGGUCAUUCAGCUGUUUGUGGGGGUCUGAGUGGUGCAGGAGUGCAUAAGUCCCCUUCCCAGUCCACCAAAAUGGAUUCCCCAGCUUUGUGAGGGUCCUGUCUAUAAAUACCUCUGACUUUCAGAGUGACAGAUAGCCCCGGACAGCUGCAGCUACCAGCCAACCAAACCGUGGAGACUUUCCACAGCAAUCUGAGCAGUUGUGAACGCUGACAGUCCUGCUGCUGGUGUGGGGAGUAAGAAGCGUGCCCAGGAAGCCCAACCACGACAAGGAGACCGAACAAAAUGGCUGCCAUGGCUAUAGACCCGGUGGAGCAGCCUCGGAUGUACCAACAGACUCUGCUUCAGGACGGACUGUGUGACCUCUUGGAGAAUGACAAGUUUGUGGACUGCGUGCUCAAAGUUCAGGACAGGGAGUUCCCCUGCCACCGCUUGGUUCUGGCAGCCAGCAGCCCCUUCUUCAAGGCCAUGUUCCUGUCUGACCUGGAGGAGAGCAAGAAGCGAGAGAUUGUCCUCAAAGAUGUGGAGCCAGGCGUUAUGGGAAUGAUCCUGCGCUACUUAUACACCUCUGACAUUAAUCUGACGGAGCAGAAUGUCCAGGAUAUCUUCAUGGUCGCUAACAUGUACCAGAUCCCCUCCAUCUUCUCUGUGUGUGUGUCCUACCUUCAAGAGAAGAUGGUGCUGGGAAACUGCUUGGCUAUCUUCAGGCUAGGACUGCUGCUGGAUUGUCCCAGGCUUGCUCUCGCUGCUAGAGACUUCAUCUGUGAACGCUACCAGGUUGUUGUCAGAGACCAGGACUUCCUGCAGCUGGGCGCAAGCGAGCUGGGGAUCCUCAUCACCUCAGACGCGCUCAAUGUUGAGCGGGAGGAGGUGGUGUUCGAAUCUCUGAUGGACUGGGUGAGGCACGAUGAGACAAACCGCCUGAAGGACCUGCCAGAGCUGUUGCACUGCGUCCGUUUCAGGCUCAUACCCGUGGAUUACUUCAAGGAGAAAGUAGAGCGUCACCAGUACCUCCGCUUCAGCCAGGAGAUCAAGAAGGACCUGGAGCUUGUCAAGGAUGCUCACAAAGGGCGUCUCCCAAAGCCCAGGAAGCCCAGCAGAGACGGGGCUAUGGGGGGACAAGAGGAUGAGGAGGACGAGGACGAUGAGGAGGAAGGGUACCUGCCGGGCAUACUCAACAACAACCCUCGCUUUGGGAUGUUUGAGACGGACCUGAUACUAAUGAUCAAUGACACAGGGACUGUGGCCUAUGAACCGGUAGGAAAUGAAUGCUUUGUGGUCUCAGAGUCUACAGACAUUCCCAAGAACCACUGCAGCCUGGUGACGGAUCAGAACCAGGUGUUUGUUGUCGGAGGAAUGCUCUACAACGAGGAGGAUAAAGAUGAACCGUUCAGCUCUUACUUCCUGCAGUUCGACCCAGUGAGCUCAGAAUGGUUGGGGAUGCCCUCGCAGCCCAACCCUCGCUGUCUGUUCGGCCUGACUGAAGCUGAGAACUCCAUCUUCGUCGUCGGCGGAAAGGAACUGAAGGAAGGCGAGCACGCGCUGGACUCAGUCAUGAUCUAUGACAGGCAGUCAUUCAAAUGGGGAGAGUCUGACCCUCUGCCUUAUGAGGUGUAUGGCCACGGAACCAUAUCACACAAAGGUCUGGUGUACGUCAUCGGAGGAAAGUCUGGAAGCAAGAAGUGCAUGAGAAGAGUCUGCGUCUACAACCCCACUAAGUUCGAGUGGAAGGACCUGGCUCCCCUGAAGACGGCACGUUCCCUGUUUGGAGUCACCGUCCACAAAGACCGGAUCAUCGUGGUGACUGGAGUCACAGACGCAGGCCUCACCAGCUCCGCCGAGGUCUACGACGUCGCCACCAACGAGUGGUCUGAAUUCACAGAGUUCCCUCAGGCACGCAGCUCUCUCAGUCUGCUCUCGAUGGGAGGCUUCUUGUACGCUUUGGGGGGCUUUGCCAUGAUGCCCAGUGAAACCAGUGAGGAGCCCGUCCCAACAGAGAUGACUGACAUCUGGAGAUAUGAUGACUCAGAGAAGAGCUGGACUGGGAUUUUGCGAGAGAUUAGUUACGCGGAGGGAUCCACCAUUCUCCCAGUGCGUCUCAACACGCUGCGUCUCACCAAGUUAUAACUGACCCAUGAGGUUGAUGAUGACGAUGUUGAGCGUGCUCAUAACGUACAUUGGCCCUGAAAUAGCUUUGGGUACAGAAAGUUGAAUUUGGUUUCAGAAGAUGGUGAAAGUGUUGUGAAAGAAUCAGUUGUUUUAUCUUUUGUUUGACAGCAGGGGGAGACAGAUACAUGCUAAGUCUGAGUGAGUGUAAAGGUGAAAUAUUUGAGUCGAAUGUGUUUUUUAAAAAGCUUAAAUGUGAAAUUGUACAUCUGUUGUUUUUUUUUUUUGUUAUUUAUUCCAUACAUUUUCUUUAUAAGCUGUUUGUUUUAUUAAAGCAGAAAAUAAAGAUAAGGGUUGAC